Molecule: messenger RNA, 6832 nt
Organism: Pocillopora meandrina
Lineage: Eukaryota; Metazoa; Cnidaria; Anthozoa; Scleractinia; Pocilloporidae
Source: the annotation of a GenBank genome assembly
AUGGCCGCAGCGAAGUCAACUCUCUUAGUUUUAGGGAUACUGGUUCAUAUCAUCUAUCUUGCGUCCAUAUUCGAUAUUUAUUUUACUUCUCCCCUAGUUCAUGGCAUGACCCCUUACCAAUCGACUCUAAAGGCGCCCGCAAAGAGGUUGGUUUUAUUCGUUGCCGACGGAUUACGAGCAGACAAAUUUUAUGAACUUGAUGAACGCGGAAAAACUCGCGCACCAUAUUUAAGAGAUUUGAUCGAAACAAAAGCCAGUUGGGGUGUUUCUCACACACGAGUACCUACAGAGUCUCGGCCUGGACAUGUGGCCCUCAUUGCUGGGUUCUAUGAAGAUGUCAGCGCCGUGGCCAAAGGUUCGUGAUAAAGUUGCUUGUAGUCUUAACAAAUAUAAUCACGUCCUAUGCUCAAUUUUUAGAGAGAGUAUAACUUUUCUUACGAGCCCAAGGUUUUCAAAUAAAUAACUGUUAUUUGGAGUGAUGUCCAUAAUCCAGCAAUAGAUGUAAAUCAAGAAGCUCUUUGAUCUCACGUCCUCUUUUACUUUUAGUUAUGAGAACCUCCCGUGAAUAAGAUCUAUGAUUGGACUAUGAAAAUAGCAGUUGCUUUCGAAACCAACUUUGGGAAAAUUGAAACUAGAUACUUCUAGUAUGUUCUUCUGACAAGAAAUUUCAUUAUUAUUUCUUAUUCUGUAUUGAUGAAGACUCGACCCUUGCUAGUUUGGCAAAUGAUCUAUCAUUUGCAUAUCUUUACUGUAGGUUUAUGACGCUCAGGACCUUUUAGAAAUGAGAAGCUCAGUUUCUGAGAAAAUUGAAACUUUACCCAUUUGGUUUUCCUCAAAGGAGAAAAAUCUAAGGUUAGGUAUGACUUAAGUUGUUUUGCAAUUUUGCUUUCAGUGUGUAAUAUGUUAUAAUUAGACUGAUUUCAAUCUCCUGUUGAAAAAUUUUGUGGCUCCUAUACCCAUAUUUGGCGUGAGUGAACUUUGUUACUUUUUCUUUCCAAAAUUAUUGAAAGCAAUUAAAUAAAUUCAGCAUCUAUGCAAGUUACUGAGCUUAUAGGUUUGCUUUAGGAUGAUAAUAUAAAUGAGCUGCAAUUAUAGGAAUAUGGAGAUGGACUUUCUAUUUACUUGCAUAAUAAAAAUAGCGUUAAUUCCAGUUUUACCACAAUUUCUGGUUGAUUUCAUGCUGGUAAUCUGUUAAUUUUUCCACAAACAGUUGUUAGUACAGGUUAUAGGAAGGUGCAAGUAAUACACUAAUUUUUAAAGCUUCCUGUAUAGUUUUUAAACUAUAAGCCAGAAGAAGCAGAGAUGAUAAUAAGAUCCACUUAAGAUACCCAUCAAAAGACCUGUUCAAUAACCCAUUUGUUUUACACAGAUUGCUCAGUAUUAUAAGAGACUUUUAAGACUUUUUUAAAAGAUAUCUUCAAAACUCAAUAACAAAAGCUUUUAUCUUGUUUGUACUCUUACUUUCUUACCUUUUCAAUUUCUCAGCUUGUUUCUUUGUUUGGUUUAAAAAACAAUUCAAGCGAUUUCUUCAACUCAUAGAUCUUGAGAUAUCGAUUUCUUUUGAAAGCAGAUUUUUACAACUGGUAUCAUUCUCAAUGAAACAUUGAAAGCAAGAAGUGUGAAAAUUUAUUAAUUGCAUGCUCAAAGAUAUCAUGUCAACAAAAGCAAUGGAGGAACUUUGUGUGAGUUGACAAUUUUCUUUUAUUUUUGGGUGCGGGUUAUCUGCCAGUGCGGCCCGAAAUCUGUUGAAAUUUUUUCUCAUUAUUGCAAAAAUUAACCUAUACAGGUAAUCAGCUGUGUAGGUAAAUAACCAGAAAUUACAGUAAAUUUAUGAUGGACAGAACUUUGCACUUGAUAUUAAGCAAACACUUAACAAUAUAUUGAAUUGUUCAGUGGGGAGCAUUGAUAUUUCUGUGUAAUCCUUUAAAUCCUAAGAUCUGAUUAUUAAUUCUCCCCUCUAGCUACUACAAAUUUCCUUGUAAAUUAGGUAUAAGAAUUUGGUGUUAGACAAGGCAGCAACUUUAACAUGAUAAGUUUGUGUAUUCUCACUACCUGUUUGCGGGAUCAUGUAUGGAUAAUGGAAGGAGAAGUUACAUAUCAAUUACUUCUGGGAGUCAAAGAUUUAACUUUUUGUCCAAACUCCAUAGACCCGUUUUGUUUUCCUCCAAAAUACUGUCAUGGAUAUUAUGAAUGGAUGCAAAUACAAAACUUUCUAAAAACUUCCUAACAAUAUCUUAACCUAGUCAAGCAGACAGGUAAUCAGAAGAAAGAAAAGCAUAAUAAACAAGGGAAUUUUGUUCAAUUGAACACCAAAUUCUCAAAGGGAAAGUUAUUGGAAAUGUAUAGCAGACAGUAGGGAGAACUGAUGUUGAGAUUGUGGUUGUAGAAGACCUAGUUUACCCCUUCUCUCCCCUUUACAUGUAUAUACCAGCCAUGCAGGCUAGAGGUUGGCUAGAGUUACUUUGAUUUUGAUGGAUGUCACUAUCAAAACUCUUCAAAUUUAAAAAAAAAUUAUUUUCAGCAUAUUAAAGAGAUUUGGAUGGAGGCCUAAAACCACACUGUUUGAAUCAAACAUUAAAAAUCUGAGUUUUGACAAGUCCAUGGCAUCAGUUGGGAUAAUAUUAUCCCAGAUGAUGCCAUUGAUUUAAACAGUAGUUAACCCUUUACGUCCAAAGGUCUGUAGUGUUUCCUAAGGUACAGAGAAGGAGGAUUUGUUUGACAAUCAAGAGCUUCUUUAUUUGGUGAUAAUUUCCUUUAUUCGGAAGUGAUGUUGCAAGGAGAAUGAGAAGCUAGUCACUCUUAGGGAGUCAAAGAGUCAAGGCCUCUCCCAAAUUACAAUUCUUUUUUUACUGCUAUGGAUUACUCACCACACUAUAUGUUGCUUCCUUUUUCUAGGUUGGAAAGAGAACCCAGUGGAGUUUGAUUCUACCUUUAAUGAAAGCAGAUACACAUGGGCUUGGGGAAGCCCUGAUAUCCUGCCAAUGUUUGCCAAGGGAGCCAGUGGAAACCAUGUUUUUACAUCCAUGUAUGAAGAUGUUGCAGAAGACUUUGCAAAUGAGGAUGCUGCUAAGCUUGAUACUUGGGUGUUUAAUGAAGUAAGGAAGUUCUUUAGUGCUUCAAUGAAUAAUGAAACUUUGAAGAGGAUGCUUCAUGAAGAGAAAAUUGUUUUUUUCUUUCACCUUCUAGGUAAGUGCUUUCCAUAAAUACCACUAGGUUUCUUAAAGAUGUGGCAUUGUUCACUACUCCUGCACUUCUUACCUGUAAGAUACAAAGUAUCUGUUUUUUUUUGUUUUUUGUUUUUGUUUUGUUUUGUUUUGUUUUUGUGAUUAAGUAGUUGUAAAGUAGUUUCCCACAAUGUUUCUUUCAAGACCUUUGAAUACCCAUUAGUGGUAUGGUGCUUUCUCAAGUGUAGUAUUUAUAGAAAUAAAGGGGGCAAGUUUCUAAAGAAACUGUGGUUCUGCAUUGGUGGGGAGUAUAACAAGAUAAACUGUCUUGAAGUAUCCAUUAGGAUUAUGACUGGGAAACUGCACAAAUAGUCAUUUAUCUUUCUUUCUUCCUUAUGUGUACCAACACUUAAACUUUCAUGAAAUAUUUUUUUUAAAAACUAAUGAAGACAGCUUGGAGUGUCACUGGAUUUUAAAAAUUGUACACUUAACACUAGAUGAUAACCACUUCAUAAUUCAGAGGGUUCUUAGGCAUUGCCAUUUCAUAUUUUUGGUAAUUAAUGAAUUUACCCACCUUUAGGAGCAGCAUAGUUUUGUGAAAAAUGCUAUAUCAAAUCAAGUCUACCUACAUUUUAUCAGUAUAAGUAUUGUUUGACUUUUGUGAUUGUUUUCAGGAAUUGACACCAAUGGCCAUGCACACAGACCAACCUCCCAAGAGUAUCUUAGGAAUAUUGCUGUUGUGGACAAAGGGAUAAAAGACAUGGAAAAUUUAUUUGAAGAAUUUUAUGGUCAUGAUCAUCGAACAGCAUUUGUGUUGACAGCUGAUCAUGGGAUGACUAACUGGGGGUCCCAUGGGGCAGGACAUCCUCACGAAACACUGACGCCCUUAGUAGCUUGGGGAGCUGGUGUGCAAGGACCAAUGGCUCCUGCACAAGGUGUUGAUAUUGCCGAGGAGACAAUCAAGUGGAAUCUUGGUCAUCUGAAAAGAAUAGAUGUCAAUCAAGCUGAUAUUGCACCACUGAUGACUUCUCUGAUUGGUGGGUUUGUAUUUAACAACAUCCAUCAGCUUAAACAGCUCUUUUUUUAUAAAAGAAUAAUUUCAUUUUCUUGUUUUCCAUUGACUCAACAAGUAAAUAAAAACACAGCAUGAAGUAAGCUUUUUGCACAGUAUGAUCAUUGCAAGUUAUCCUAAUUUUGCCACGGGAUAAAUCCUUCAUCAACCUCCUUUUUUCAGUCAAGAUGGCUGUAUAUUGGGGUUGUUCCUCUGCUGAGCUUUCAUUUACCAUUAUUUUUGUCUCUGUCAAUAACUUGCCUAUUAUCCCGCAGCAGAUAACACAGUUUAUUUUCUGAUCAGGUGUUCCAUUUCCUCUGAACUCUGUGGGAAUUUUACCAUUGGACUAUCUCAACAACUCUGAGCAAUACCUUGCAGAAAACCUCUUCAUGAAUUCACAGCAGAUUCUUGCUCAAUAUGAUGUGAAAGAAUUGUUCAGAAAGGAAACUUCUCUCUGGUUUCGGCCCUUCUCUUCCUUGGCAGGUAUAAUCCUUUUAGUUUAUACAGUAGGGGGUUGUUAUUUUCUUAGUGCCAACAUGAAAGGAGGCCCCAACAAAACGAAAAGGGGGUAAGUUUCCAAAGAAACUAUGAUGCUGCAUCAGUAGAGGGUAUAACAAGAAAAUUUAGUUUUGAGCACUGAGUUGAUAAUGUAAAUUUGCAGCCACCUCAAAGAGUUUCUAGGCUGACCUUUCAAGAGUUAGCCCUUCGUCUGUACCAGAUCUGCAACAAUGUUAGAGGACUUAUUUUAAAAAGUAAGAAACAUUUCAUAAUAAAUAAUAUGAUGAUACACCCCACACUCUCAAUCGGCCCUCUCAGAAAUCCCAAACCCCUAGCCCCAUUCCCCCUCCCUCCCUACUCUCCCUCUGUGAGACUACUAUACUGGUUCUUCUACAAAUACCGAUUGGAAAUUGAGAUGUUUUUCGUUUGUUGUUUUUGUCAUAUAGGUGCAAAGAAAACAGGAAUGAUUCGUGACAUAAAAGAGUUCAUGCGAGCCAAGAAGUAUAAAGAAGCCGAGAGCCUAAGCAGAGGUCUAAUCAAUCUUGCAUUAGAAGGACUCAAUUACUACCAGAACUACGACAGGGUUUUCUUAAAUUUAGUGGUUACUCUUGGAUUUUUGGGAUGGAUAUCGUGCAUCAUCCUACAGAUUGUCGAAGAUCAUAGCGAAGUCAUCAAAGAGGCGUCCAAACUCGAUAAAGGGAGCGUCCAGCCAAUGGUGGAGACGGUGCCUUUAAACACCGCAACUUUGGUCCUCGCUUUUCUCGCGCUGAUUCUUUUGUUUAUUCAAAAAGCGCCUUGGAUGUAUUACAGCUACUGCUUAUUGCCCUUGGUGUUUUGGAACCGCAUUGCCAAGAGACUUCACGUGGUCAAAGCGGCUUGGAGCUAUAUCCGUGCAAAACAGUUGCAGCAUAGAGUUCUGUUUACCUUCAUGUUCGGUUGUUUCUCGUUAGAGAUUCUAGUCAUGAGCUUCUUCAGGCGAGAGAUUCUCUCUGUUGGUCUCAUCUGUCUUGCUCUGUGGCCUUUCACCACUCAAUUGUACAGAACUUGCAGGCCAUCUGUAGCAGGUUGGCUGAUCCUCAACUUCGCUCUCUCCGUGUUUCCUGUUCUUCCUGUUGUCGGACGUGAAGCCAACUAUUUCUUGGUGACUGCGGCAGGAUUCUUAACUUUGAUCAUUUUCUCGUCUCUGUUGUUUUACGUUUCCAGUGUGUCUUACUCACUUAGGACAGAAUUAACAAAAUCAUGUAAAAUCCUGCUCCCUCAAGCACUUCUCACGGGAUUAGCAAUUUAUACCGUGAACAGUACAGCAGCGAGUCUAAAACAAAAACUCGGACUCCCAUUAGUAAACCAACUUGGUAGUUGGACUAUUCUUAUAUCGUCUUUUCUGUUACCUCUGAUCAACUCGAGUAAUUUAACGGUCCGAUUGUCGAGUAUAGCUAUAGCGUUUUCCUCAUUAUAUAUAUUGAUGAGUACUGCCUAUGAAGGCCUGUUUUUGUUAGUCCUCUCGCUGCUAAUGGGUGCAUGGCUUUUGUCUGAGCACAAACUUUCUGGCAAAACCCUUGACGCGCUGUUAGAAACUCAACUAAGUAACGACAGCUCCACGAGCACUCAUCAGCCAGCUUGGAAAGCGCUUACAAGAGGCAUGGACACCCCUGUAACGAGAAAACUCACUCUAGAGGACCUUCGCUGCGCUUAUUUCUUCGUGUUCUUUAUCGUAGUGGCCUUCUUUGGAACAGGAAACAUUGCUAGUAUAAACAGCUUUGAUCCCGCGUCCGUUUAUUGCUUCCUGACUGUAUUCUCGCCCUUCAUUAUGGGAAGUUUACUGCUCUGUAAAGUGCUUAUUCCGUUUGUGAUUGUAGCAUGUGCAUUCGACGCAAUACACGUGGUGCUCUCGAUCCCAGUUCAAAGUCUAGUGUUGGUAGUGCUAGUGAUGACGGAUUUAAUGGGACUGCAUUUCUUUUACCUUGUGCAGGAUAGCGGUAGUUGGCUAGACAUUGGGACAAGUAUCAGCCAUUUUGUUAUCAUGAUGGCCUUUAUUAUAUUCUUGCUUCCAAUAUUCGGUCUGGCCAGGCUCUUCACAGGUGCGUCCUUAGCAUUCAGGACGAGCAAGAAAAUAGCCUAA